AUGGGACCCGAGCAACCGACAUAUACAGACACCCAGCUCGAGAUAUACCUCACACGACUUGCCUAUGUGCCCGCAGCAAAGACUGGAGAUAGCCUGGUCCAAGAUGUCCGUCACAGAAUUGAGACCGAUGCGUUCGGUACGCUGUCAGAGCUCCAGCGACGCCAUCUCGCUGCUAUUCCGUGGGGCAACUCGGGACUUCAUUAUUCACAACACCACACUAUUUCUCUGCACCCGGAAAGCUUGUUUGAGAAGAUGGUGGAGCGGCGCCUCGAUGGGUAUUGUAUGGAAAACACGGGAAUAUUCUUAAUCGUUCUGCGGUCCCUGGGAUAUGUUGUAUACGCCACUGGAGCCAGAGUGAGCCAGGCUGCCGCCACAAGGGUGGACAACGGAUUGUAUUCAGCAUUUGAACAUAUGGUCCUGAUCGUGACCAUUGAUGGGGCGAAAUAUAUGGUCAGUGCUCGCCAUCACUUUACCAACCUCGCUAGCACUAACAACUGCCAGGUGGAUGUGGGAUUUGGGAACAACUGUGCUACUGCACCCUUGCAUCUUCACGAGGGGGCUACGGCUACAUGGAUUGGACGCUCUGAGAUGCGCUUAAUCAGGGAAAGUAUUGCCGAGUUUACCGACAAAUCCCAAAAGGUCUGGAUCUAUCAGACAAGAUAUAAUCCGGAAAGCAGCUGGCUGCCGAACAUCUGCUUCUCCGAGGUAGAGUUCUUGCCCCAGGACUUUGGGAUGAUGAACUUCUCGGUUAGCCAGAAGGCCACCAGCUGGUUUAAGCAGACCUUUGUGUGCAUGCGGAUGAUUCUGAGUCCUACUGGCAAGGAGAUUAUUGGGCAGUGCAUCAUGGCGGGCAAAGAGGUCAAACGCCGAAUACAUGGACAGACGGAGAUUUUGCAGGUCCUUCAAUCUGAGGAAGACCGGGUCCAAGCCCUAGCAAAAUACUUCGACAUGCACCUCCGGGAUAGUGAAAUCCACGGUAUUCAAGGCUUGACUUCUCAGCUCAAGUAG
Penicillium canariense is the source of this 1008-nucleotide messenger RNA. Its product is annotated as arylamine N-acetyltransferase family protein. The coding region runs from base 1 to 1008 and encodes 335 amino acids. The record is from RefSeq and is a predicted model, not a curated record. NCBI's taxonomy places the organism in Eukaryota, Fungi, Ascomycota, Eurotiomycetes, Eurotiales, Aspergillaceae. The transcript has 2 exons. Gene Ontology annotation, molecular function: acetyltransferase activity.